This is a messenger RNA of Spirometra erinaceieuropaei, 9832 nucleotides long. The record is from the annotation of a GenBank genome assembly. NCBI's taxonomy places the organism in Eukaryota, Metazoa, Platyhelminthes, Cestoda, Diphyllobothriidea, Diphyllobothriidae.
UGAUUAUAUUGUCCUGAGCUCUAAGACGCAGACAACCUUCCCUCCGACGAUGGAGCCGGACUCCCAGUAGGCUGGGGGCUGGUCGGUAUGCCGGUCACUAUCAGAUUUCCCCCGUUCUGUUGAUGGUUCGCGCCAUUAGUCUUCUCUGCGCGAGACCUAACGAAUUCUAGAAGCCGGUCACCCCUUCACAUCUCCAAUUUCUGUUUUUGCACUCGUUAUACGACGCUUGUGCUUCGUAACAUGGCAGAGGAAGAGUGUACUCAGUAACUGUGACAAGAUUUCUACACUAGUCAGACCUUUCGCAUUCUUACACGAAAACAUCAGAACCAUAGAUAAAAAUCAGAAGAGAUAUUUAGAGGACUGCAGUAUUUAUAAGGUUUCUGUGCGAUCACAUGCCUACCGACUUUUAGGUCGCGUUCGCGUCACAUAUCGUCGAACAUUCAUCUGGAUGUUUACAAUUAGUGUGAUAAUGGCUCGGCCAGUUAUGUUAAUUAUUGCGCCUUCAGAAUUAGCAGUGAUCGGCAUGGCACUCGUGAAUUUGGCUCCUCAGUAGUAUCUCCGGAGCAGUGUAAAUUUGCGCCUUCCCGUGAGUAAUUAGUUUGCCGUGAUGCUCAUAGUCUUGCAUAAGCUGUUGGGAUGUCGCUGUGUUUCCUAAUUUAUACCUCGUCGACGUAUCAUAAAUCACACAGCUGAUGCCUUUUAUGAGGAUUUAAGCUUCACUCAAUCUGAAAAUAUGGCCGUGUUGUGCCGAGUUGACCGUCACAUGAGGAUUGACGUCCCUAAUUAGGCUUAAGAUCGUAUUACAAUUGAGCCCUCAAAAACCUAUAGCUCUUCUGUCUCAACUUAUCCCUUUCAGUUACUGAUUGGGGACUGUAGUUUUAAGGCGAAAGACCAGGCUAAUAAACCCCCUGUUCCAGGCGUCUACCCUACACUUUGUCUUAGUUCUUUCACUUGAUGUCACUCUUUGAAAUGCACAUAGUACUAGCUCCCAACCUGCAGUUUUUUAUCGUCUUGCGUAUACUAUCCUGACUCUGCAUUGAGCAUCCAUUCCUCUCAGUCAAAUUCACCACUCAUCGGUCCAAAUAACCUUGCUCUUCGCAACAUUGCCUGACCUAAUCAAAGUGCACUUGUUUGUGUUUUUCAUUCAACCACGGCACUUCAAUCAGCCUCUUUACCUUAGACCGUACUUGUUCAAAGGUAUUCGCAGAAUAAGAACGGAUGCAUAAAAUUCACUUUCAAGUUGCUAAACAGAAGAGGACUCUAACUAAAUACAAUGUGCGCAACUCUGUAGCCUAUGAUCUGGCGUCGCCUUGCCACAGGACGAUUGCUACCCCGAAUCGGCUGAUAGGCCACCGUUGUCUCAUAUUGUUCCAGCCAGUGAUUCUGAGGUUAUUCAGACAUUUGAAUAUCCAGCGUUUAGAACAAGCCGCUCUGAAGGCCAUGAGCCAACUCGCGCCGAAUGUGGGACACAGAUUCAAUUUUAGGGUGCACCGGGCAGUACAGGCAUACUACUCAGAGGGGGUCCUAAUUUUUGGCCCUCCCAUAUUUCGCGUCUGAUUAUUUCCUUUCUCUCCUCCACUAGUCGGACAGCGGUUUUGACCCAACGCCACCGGCCCGCGUGCCGCCGCCACCGCAACAACCACCCACAGGAGGAGCCCAUUCAGUGGUCGAAAGUUCAGACUUGAGCCAAACCGCUACCAAAUGCGAAAACGUCGGCACAUCUGCCGAUGUUCCUGACUCCAGUCAACCGACUGUGGAACCACCGUCAUCGUGUUUGUGCUCCGCUCUGCGUCGCCUGUAUGAUAACCUCGAUCUGGGCCUCUUCCUGAGCCCCUGCUUCCUUCUCUUAUCUCUAGCCUGCACACUUCAUAUGCUGGGUAGGUCAAAUGCCUCUUCUACUGUGUAUCGUUACGCCAGUAAUAAACGCGCACGUAAGACGAGGCCUUGUCCCACGCCACCCGCACCCCCCCCCCUCCUCUGAUUUAAUCUGUUGUCAGCUUGACCCGGGCUUGUUAGUGUGGAAUGAUAACUCUGGCGCUGCCUUAAACUCUCACUGUGCGUCGGAAGUUCCGACUGUGAGGGGUUGUCAGUGGCCGAAGAGGAAUUAAUCCUUUGGACUGCCGGUCCAGCUGAUGAGGUCUCUGGCCUGAUGAAACCUGUUUCAUUUAGAGUGAGGUGGAAUCCCUCUCCUACUUUGCAUCGUCAUAUUGGGACCCAGUGAGCACCAUGUGAAUUAAAUAGGUGACCUAUCUGAUGGGAUGCUGUGAAAUCUGAAAGAACGUACCUCUGACGCAGAUACCGCCCACUCCCACACCCCCCGGGAGCGAUCGUUUUUACAUAGAUGACGUCAUUAGGUAUGUAAUUGCGGUGGUGGUCCUUAUUGCUUGCGGCGGGCGAACUGUCGGGUUUAUUGUCCUCUACACUUCUGAUGUUUUGUCUGGUCUGGUUUCGUAAUUUCGUUGGCAUUCCUUGAGCAGACUUCGACUACUAUUUGGAGAAGCAUAUGGGGAACGCUGGGGGCGGCCGCCCUGAUGAGCCGAGCCCCUCGCAGUUGCGCAGUGCAGUCGCCGAAAAUCGGCUCAUCACAGGUGCACGGCUUGAUUUUCAAUUUUUCCAUGUCUGUGUCAAACCCCGAACAAACACAUCCAAGCAGCCCCGCCCACCGCGGUCACCGCCGAUGUCAGUGAAGUUUUUACUCGCACAUUUAUGGCGCUUUAAAGAUUGGUUGAUUGAUUUUGCAGCGCAUGUGACAGGCACAGCAUUUUGUGCCCAAUGGCGCGCUUUGCCGAACCUGCAUCAUUAAGGCCGUACGAAAUGUAUGCCAGACUGACAAUUCAUAUCCGCACCAUGCCGUUGCUGCUUCCGGUGUUUUUUUGUGCACCCUGGGUAUUGCAUCGGCGACCUUCCACCGCUCUUCGACUGUAGGGACUUGGAAAGUUGCCGACUGACGAGAUGAGCGACCUUCCGUACUGAGGGUCGCAUCGCAUUGGCCUUGGUGUGACGUCAUGUCAGUCCUCAACAGUAUGACGUCAGUGACAACGUGGUGUGAUUCGUGUAGAGUGGGAGAUAUCAGCGCAUGUAUGGUACGCGUAGACGGACGCUUAUUGCAACUCAGACCUUGGUGGGGUGGCGGGUGAGGGAAGAGAGAGGAAGAAAAAGGGGGAGUGAGAGAGAGAGAGUGCGGUGGAUGUUGCGCAAGGCUGUCUUACUAUAAUUAAUUCACCCACAAAUCGCGCUUGCUGUGCCCAUCUCGUGGAGCCCGCAGCGGGAUGUCGCGGCUGGCGACGGCUGAACUGUUAUAUCGGGUAUGACCGACUGCCGGUUUGGCCUAGGCCAUACUCUGCAUUCCCUGCUCCUGCAGUGUACCAUUGUCGGAAUUUGUUUGAUGGCUUACCCGGACCCUUUUUUUCAUUCCGCCCCCUUUCCCCCCCUCGUUCCGAAUGCAGCCUUUUUUGCGCCCUAUCAUCUUCUGCCGCUCUAUCUGACUCUGGAGGGAGAUACUCCGGCAUGUGGAAGACCAGUCACAACGACCCUAGUCCGACACCCACCUCGCCGUAUGCCCUACCUUGUUCUUCCACAGCCCUUCGCUAGCCCUACACACAUCGUCUUCGCCAUCGGCGUAGCCCACCUCAUUGGUCGCGUCAUCGCAAGUACGUUACAUGUCCGCCUUUGUUGGUUUCCCUUUGUGUUUGUUUUUUUUUGCAUUUUGCCUCUGCGCUCAGGCGUCUGCACGUAGAAGUCACAGGAGGAUGCAGCUCAAGAUGUUGCCUACUACUUACUUGUUGUUGCACACAGCAGUUUGGAAGAAUUCCCGCCUGCUUCAUCUGUCAUUACUAGACAGGAAUGUCCACAGUGCGGCUCCAAGAACUCUCGACAUGUUCAACCAGGGCUCGUGAAACACAGCCUUCUGACUGUCCUAGUUUACUGAAUGGCGGCUUAUGUAGUAAUGGUUUCUGUGGUACUUGGAGGGGUACGUCCGAAGUAUAACCAUCACUGUUCGUUGGGAUCGGUGCCCUACAUGGUUGUUACUUGCGGCCGUCGGGUAAAUGUCCGGAUUUGGUCAUCGAAGUCGAAAAUGAACCUAUCAGCAGUAUGUCCGCCGUAUUCACUUCCUUUUACUACGGUGCCUCAGCCGAUGUCGAACUAUCUGCCCCGAAAAUGUCACAUUUAAAGGUAUGCUCACGUUAACUUAUUCGUUUGAUGGCAAUGUACACGAUAAAGCCGCUGAAAAAUACAACAGCAUAAUGGGGGUUUUACAUCUAUUGACAUGGUUCAAAAUCUACUCAUAAUGAAUAUGGCUACAUGGGGUCAAGGUUCAAUACAUAUACCACUCAAGGCUUGGUAGGAAAUGCUGAGCCUAGAAGCGUAAGCAUUUACAUGGAAUGGCGUUAUUGAGGAGUUGGUUCUUCCGGUGUCGCACUCGUAGGCAUUGUGAAUAACAUUUUACGAUGACAUUAGAGUGGUCUUGGGCGUUGCUGCGUUCAGGAGAUGCAGUGCGGUCUGAGGGUUGGUUCAAUCCUUGGUAGUAUCAAAACAAGACAGCAAGAGCCCGCUUUUGCGUCUUGGAGGAUGCGGGAUUUUUUGUACAGAUAUGUGCAGAACAUGAUGGAGGCCAAGAUUUCAUGGUCAUCGUACUGAAAUCCUCGGUUUUUGCCAUUCUACAUCUUUAUUUACCUGGCCGUCAGCGAUAGGCGACUCACAUGUCAUUAUGCGAGAAGCAUGGUCUGUUUUUACUCCCAAUCUGUGUUUAUUCAUAUCCGUGCACAAAAGGCAGUUCAGCCGAGCAUGAGUUCCACGCCUUUCCGGAGUUAAUAUAAGGUUGCGUUUUGAUUAGAUGUUAGAUCUCACACCCUUUGAUUAUUACUGAUGCCAGGUUCUCACUGAUGAAUAUCCCACAGGCAUAUUAUUUGCGCAGUUUUCCAUGUCCUAGUCCACUGUAGAUAAGACUAAAAAAGAUAGCCUCGGGUAAGCUUCUUUCUCUUCGCCAUCAGAUACGGCGGCCAGAACCCAGCCAUUUUUCACAAGCAUCUAACACAUUUUUAGUUACCAAGGUGACUGCAGAGAGCGUUGAUUGUCCCCUCCCUCAGUGUUAAUUCCGUUGGUUCAGUGUCGAAGCUCUUCGAACCCUGAGAGUUAUUUUGAAAGAAUAAUUCUUCAACUCUUCAGAAGUUUUGACAGUGUGUCAUAACCUCUUUUUCCAACUUUUACUACUGGCCAACUCUUUCGCGCCCGCUGCACACAGAAAAAGGACGUAAACGCUCAGAACUUUUUUGGUAUUGAGAAGACGUUUAUUACCUGCAACUGGUUUGUUUCAUGCGCCUGCUCUUACGCUCGUCGAAGGUCUGGGCUGUAGAACUAGCCCAGGCGUGUUGCAACGAUCACUAAAACGCUGUGCAGUAGGUGGGCUAACUCAUGAAUUGUCAACCGAUAUUCCGAAGUGCGUUUUCGUUUCGAAAAGAUUAAUUGAGUAGGGUUGUGAAACUAGUCAGCCUACAACAUAAUUAUAUAAUAGUCCAGUUACGUCAGGAUGCCGCAUUUCGAAUGAGCUUCCUUCCGACCGCAUGCAAAGACAACACUCUGUAAAAAGCGACUUCAUAAGUAGCAUGAAUUUUUCUCAUCGAUUUUUAGUGCCCCUAAAAAUGCAAUUAUAUUUAAUGGAAAAAAUGCAUAAAAAUAUUCAUUCUUUUGCUCAUUCGGUAGACAAUUACGUCUUCUUCCAAUCUUAUACUCAAAAAGGGUAUAAUUCGGUUUUCAAAAACUUUUCCAAUUCCCGAAUAAUUUAGAACCCGCUCUGCCGUUACGCCUGGAUUCAGGGUUCCCAAACAACAAGCCGUAUAUUUUCCGCGUACGGGAAACCACACAUUUCUCUACGGUAGUAAAGUGAGACUAUACAGGUUUCAUAAAAUUUAGCAGUGGAGUUGAGCCAUAUUGUUAACUUUACAAGUGACAUUAGUAAGUGCAGAGACACGACGAUUUAUGUACGGCUGUUUCACGGUAUUCAAAAGUCCCACAAUUAGAAACUUUUUAAAACUGAAUUAUGUCCCUCCUUCGAGUAUAAUAUUACAAGAAUACGCCAUUUUCUACCGAAUGUGCAAAAGAAUGAAUACUUCUGUGCAUGCUUUCCAUAAACUAUAAUAGAAUUUUUAAUAACAUCGAAAAUCAAUGAGAAAAAUUCAUGCUUCUUAUGUAGUCGCUUUUUACAGUGUAGUCUUUUCAUGCAGUUGGAAGGAAGUUCAUUCGAAAGCCAGCAUCCUGACGUAACUGAAAUAUUAUAGAAUUAUGUUGCAGGCUUACUAGUUUUACAACCCUGCUUAAUUAAUCAUUUCGAAACGAAAACGCAUUUCUUAAUUUCGGUUGACGUUUCAUAAGUCAGCCCACCUACUGUGGGGUCUAUCGUUGAACAUGAGAGUGGUUAUUUGUGUCCCUACUAGCUAUUAAAAGUGAAAAUAGGAGAAAACUUGCUUUUUUUCGCGUUCGUCCCGCCCGGGCUUUCUGCUGACUCCUGUACAGUCCAGUGUUCACUUAUCGCACCGGCUGCAGGCAGUGCUCCCUUCUCGAAUUUAUGUAGCCUAUUUCUAAUAAAAGGCUGUAGACUCAGGUCACAAAGACUUCUGGCUUUCGGUCAGUAAUGACUACUGGGUCGUUUGCAGUCACUCAACAGCACAGUUUAGUUCCUCUUCGCACGCAUGCAUUCGCACACAUUCACUGACCAAACUCGAUAAAUUUUAGCCAAAAUUUUGAAAUGCCUUUUCGGUUAAGAAAAAGUGCCUCGGCGGAACCACUUAUCCCAAGUCGCCAUGCAUACUCUUGAAACUGGGCACAAAUUCGCUUGGGAUAAAACACGCAUUGUCGGUUCCUGCCCACAUAAGAAAGGCCGAGAAUUCCUAGAGGCCAUUCACCCUGAUGAUUCAUGCAUCAAACGACGCAUCGAUCUUGACGCCCUUUUCAUAAAUCUCAAAGAAAAAUGGAAAAAGAUAAUGGCCAAUCGAAACGUGACGUCAGCCCACAGCAUUGACCCAUCCUCAGCACUGACGAGGCGAUAUCGAUUUUUUUGAAGAAGAUGAUAGGCUCUCCCCUCGCUACACUUCAGACGACGACCUGGGGAACCAGCGGCGAAAAUUUAUGAAAUAAAGUUUGUUCAUUUUCCCAAAGGACUCAUUCUUCUUCGAAAUAUUGGUAAUCUGCGCAGCCAGAUAUUUCGGUUACGGCAGGAUGUCGGCCUUCAACUGCGUUUCUUUCCGGUCGCCUAUUUGAUUAGUAUGAAUUUUCCCACCGAUUUUCGGUGUCAUUACAAAUUCAAACAUAGCUUGUAGAAAGCAUGCACGACAAUACUCUUUCUGGUACUCGUUUGGUAGAAAAUCCCGUUUUACUCAAAUUAUAUUUUCAAUGAAAGGAUAUAUUUUGGUUUUGGAAUUGUUUUUCAUUCCUGAAUACUUCUUGAACACGAUCUGCUGUUGCAUUUGCGUUUAGGGCCUACGGUCGACAAGCUGCAUACUCUUCAUGCAAGGAAAACCAUACAUCUAUCUAUACCACUAAAACGAUACCAUAUAGGACUUGUAGAAUUUUGCUAUGGGUGUGGACUAUGUUGCGUACUUCAUAAACAACAUUAGAAAACGGAUAGAUGCGAUGGGCAUUUCGCGGCCUUUAAAGAUCUUACCUUUUCUGAGCCAAACCAUGCCUUUUCUCCUAGCAUAAAAUUUGGAGUAAAGGUGAUUUGCUGUCAAUCGAGUGCAAGAAAGUAUGUUUAAGAGCGCGUUUUCUGUAAAAACGAAUUUACAAGGUCAUCGAAAUUAAAUAUAAAGAAGUUAUACUACUUAAGCAACCAUGUUUUACCGAGUGUGGUUUUCGCAGGCGUCCAGAAAGAAAUGCAUUUAGAAGCCGACAUCCUGGAGUUACUGGGAUAUCUGGGGCUUAUGCCAUACGGUAAUCACUAUUGCAAUCAUUCCUAAUUAAAAACGCAAUCCGCUGUUUGGUUAGCACUUCAUGAGAUUGUUUAACGGCUCUGAAAUGGUAUCCAAGUGCGUUGUCGUAUUCUUGAACCGUGCUGAUACCUCCUUGUUGGCGAUCGGCCGGCAACCAUCAAUCCUGCUGGUUGCGCUCUAAGUAGACUUUCGGGAAGUGGAAGAGGUCCGGGAGAGCCAUCGUGUUCGACAGAGGGACAGAGCGCAUUGUCUCAGAUGUCACAGCUAUUGCAUCGGGUGUCCCAUUCACUGUCGCAGGGGUAGAUGAGCCAGCGUUGUCUGCUGAUGAUUGGGUGGCGCUCUGGGGGCUCUGUGAUUGGUUGUGACGGUACCACUGGGCUGCUUCUCACCCUUUUAGACUGUGUGCAUAUGUUCAGCUACGCCUUGGCAAACCAUGGCCCUCGCCGCCUGGCGCGCCCUGGCGGUUAUUUGACACCCGGCUCCCUGCCGGUAAAUGUGUUUGCGCUCCCGCUGGGUAUGCAGGCCGUGUGCAUAGUUGCCCAGUGACUUGUGUCUUCCUCCUUCUUCUGGCCCAUUUUUGUGUUAUUGAUUAAAACUCUGGUCAUUUGCUGAGUAAAUCAGGGAGUAUGGUGGUACGCCUAGGUGCGGUCCGGCUGUACCAGCACAGGGGGGUCGGAGGUUGACUUCGCCUGUGUGUACAAGUUUCCAGUGCUCGUAGUGCACUUUCUCGGGAAGUCGAGUUAUGCGCCGCGAACUACGGUGCUGAACAAUUGAGCAAUCUACCCAUUUACUUUUCUGCGUUCCCGAGAAUGUUGUAACUUGUACCAUAUCUCUUCCAGUCUGGUUUCAGGCCGCGAUGGAGACUAGGCAUUCCACCAGUGCGUACUUAGUUGUCCAUGUGUCAAUUCUAAGACUCUGUAAUAAGCAGCAUUAAAGCCACCUCUUUGCGUUUCGUUGUCAUUUUAUCAUCCACCUGCUUUAGAAUAAGGGCAAAAAUUCUUGUCUUGUUACGACUGCUUUCAGAAAAGACUCGCGCGAUGGCUGGGAGAGGAAUUUUGGUCUGGAUUUGACCAAUAGCUUUUUCCUGUCUGAAACUUUGGAAUGCCAGAGGAACUUUAAAUCGUUCCACUUUAUGCAAUGUAUCCGCUUUUCGGGCAUAUCAUAUUGUCGUGCCUACGUCCAAGGCAGUCGAACCUCCUAGGAAUUUUCCUGCUUGUUAAGAGCGUUUCGAAAUGCAGUACUAUCAUCUUCGAUGACUCGGAUGCGGAGAUUGCAGCCCCUACAGUCAUUUUCUGUAUCACAUACGGAAAGUAAUUCUGUUAAAAUUUUUCUGAGGAGAAUGUCUAGUGCCUGGAUUUUAACCCCCUUUUAUACAAAUACCGCCUUUAUUGCAGAAUCUUUUAUUUAAUCUACAUUUGCCAGACUAGGGCGUGAUCAAUGCCGAAGGACACUCUUGACGCAACCGAAACACGACGCCUUUGGUUUCUGUUUCGCCUGCAAGGUUCACUUAGAUUGCCUCACCAAAUGAUCCCACUACACUCUGUCGUAACUGCCUGUGCCUACUCUAACCGCCUUCCUGACUCCUAGUGGAAACUGCGCUCUUUUCCCAUGCCUCUUGUCAUUCUUCAUUGCGACUUUCCCUUCCGCCUCUGCUUUCAGCCGUGUACCUGGAGAAGAGCAUGAAUGGACCAUCUGUUAAAUCCCGGAAGGGGUGUUUUCGACUCGCUGAUCCCAUGACCUUGAAUGUUCUCACCUUGUUGAUCAGCAGUCUAUCUCUGGCAUUCAUUCCCCUGGCCAUGAAGGACAUAUGUCUGCCACAGACGGAAAUUGCCAAAUGCAACUGUUUUCCACCACCUUUGGGUGUUCUCUACAUCCUCGUCAUGUUGCACACUGCGGUCAGUGGUAAGUAA